Sander lucioperca (pikeperch) is the source of this 5763-nucleotide messenger RNA. It is a transcript of the gene snap91a, whose product is annotated as synaptosome associated protein 91a. The coding region runs from base 722 to 3532 and encodes 936 amino acids. The record is from RefSeq and is a predicted model, not a curated record. NCBI's taxonomy places the organism in Eukaryota, Metazoa, Chordata, Actinopteri, Perciformes, Percidae. Gene Ontology annotation, cellular component: clathrin-coated vesicle; synaptic vesicle; extrinsic component of presynaptic endocytic zone membrane. Gene Ontology annotation, molecular function: 1-phosphatidylinositol binding; SNARE binding; phosphatidylinositol-4,5-bisphosphate binding. The transcript is spliced from 29 exons. Gene Ontology annotation, biological process: clathrin coat assembly; synaptic vesicle budding from presynaptic endocytic zone membrane; clathrin-dependent endocytosis.
AAAUUUUAAAUCCACUAGGAACAACGCCAUCCAACGACCCGGGUUGAAGUGCGCAUCGCCGGGGUUUGCAGGCUGACGGUUGGCCGCAGCAGAGAGGAAGCACCCAGCAGGGGAGAAGGAGGAGGAAGAACCGCUGUACUAGGUGGUGGGGGGGGGGCCAUCCAUCCAGGACCUGAUGUUCCCCUGCACGCCCCGCUGAAACACAAGGACCUGUCGGACUGGUGGUGGUGAGGAUUAUCCAGGAGGCUGGAGGAAGGAAGACAGGGAGGGGGGAGGCAGCGACGAGCAUCAUCCGGAGGGGAGCGUUUUGUCAGGGAGGGCUAACCAACAUAAGGCGGAACAGUAAUAAACUGAUAGAAAAUAAAAGGAAAAGCCCAAAAACCUGGAGUAGGAUUUUGCAGCCUAUAGACUGUAAUGUUUAAAGGAUACUGGUCUCCAGGGAGGCAAGUCAGUUCAUGAUUGUUAUAGAAACGCAUGCCGAGCCAACACAACUGACUGGGGAUCAGCCGAUUCCAGUAUUGUUAUGCAACUCAAAUCAUUUGCAAUUCUAUAGAAAGUGUCCUAUAUCUUUGCCAGCGCUGUGUUUCUGUGGUGCUUUCGAGGGCAGCUGGGAUUACUGAAGCGGGUCGUUCGUUUCGGUGCGUGAGUGUGUGUAGGGGGGGUGGGGGGGUAGGACCAUAGUGGACGCUUGAUAGUCGAGGUUGGACUCCACGGAGAGAAGAUGUCGGGUCAGACGCUGACGGAUCGCAUCGCCGCGGCGCAGUACAGCCUGACGGGAUCCGAGGUCGCCCGAGCUGUGUGUAAAGCCACCACACAUGAACAGACAGCUCCAAAGAAAAAGCACCUGGAAUACCUGAUCCAGGCCACCCAGGAGACCAAUGUGAACGUCCCCCAGAUGGCUGACACGCUGAUCGAGAGGGCCGGCAAUGCCAGCUGGGUGGUGGUUUUCAAAGCCCUGAUUGCCACACACCAUCUCAUGGUGCAUGGCAACGAGAAAUUCUUGCAGUUCCUGUCAUCUAGAAACACCUUAUUCAACCUUGCCAACUUCCUGGACAAAACCGGCUCCCAUGGAUACGACAUGUCCACGUUCAUUAGACGCUACAGCCGCUAUCUCAACGAGAAGUCCUUCGCCUACAGACAGAUGUCUUUUGACUUUGUCCGAGCCAAGAAAGGAGCGGAGGGAGUGAUGAGGACCAUGUCAGUAGAGAAGCUGUUGAAAGGAAUGCCCACCCUGCAGAGCCAGAUUGACUCACUGCUGGAUUUUGAAGUGCAUGCACAGGACCUGAACAAUGGGGUGAUAAAUGCCUGCUUUCUCCUGCUCUUCAAAGAUCUGAUCAAGUUAUAUGCCUGCUACAAUGACGGCAUCAUUAACCUGCUAGAAAAGUUUUUCCAGAUGAAGAGAAGCCAGUGUAAAGACGGGCUGGAGAUCUACAAAAGAUUCCUGACACGAAUGACUCGGGUUUCAGAAUUCUUCAAAAUUGCUGAGCAAGUGGGAAUAGACAAAAAUGACAUACCUGAACUCACCCAGGCCCCAGAAAGUCUUCUGGAGUCCCUGGAGACCCACCUCAACACGCUGGAGGGGAAGAAGCCAGAGGAUAAGUCGCCCACUAAGGAUGCGACAGCCAACAACAGCUCGCCUGCUGCUGCUGCUGCUGCUGUUGUUGCACCGGCCAGGCACGCGCCUGCCGUUCCUGCCGGUGGGCCCCCUGCUCGCCCCGGGCCACCUGCCAAACCUCCUCCGCCCUCUAUCACCCCCACCGCACCAGUCCCCACCGCCACCACUACCAGCAAUGCUCUUGAUGAUGGGUUCUUGUUGGAUCUAGACCCCAUGUCCUCCUCAAGGGGUGCUACAGCCACUUCCUCCAUGACUGGAUGGGGAGAUCUUUUGGCUGAGGCAACUCCGCCUGCCACGGAUGAAGCCUCUGAAGCUCUCCUAGCAGAGGGAGAGUCUGCUGAUGCUGAUGAUGCAGCGGCUGCUGCUCCUGCAACUCCUGCGCCCAAAGCCGCUGCCGCUACCAUUGCCACUGCCGCUGCCGCAGCCGCACCGGCACCCGCCUCUCUGCCCAUCUCGGCUCCCACCUCAUCCGCAGACAUAGACCUUUUCGGAGAUGCGUUUGCACCUUCCCCAGGAGAUGGUCCUUCUGCCGUGGCCGCGGGCCCCGCUUCUGAUGCUUUUGGUGGAUCUGACCCCUUUGCUACGACGGAGGGGAGUGGGGACAUUGCUCCAGAGCUGGACCUGUUCGCUAUGAGGCCCACCGACACGGGGGCCACUGCCGCAACCCCUCCCACCUCUAGUGAGGCGCCGACCAUCGUCGUCCCCAUCGCUGCCCCCGCUGUCCUCACCCCUUCUUCCACCACCACCACCGACACCACCACCACAGAGUCUGCAGCCGCUCCGACUCUAGAUAUCUUUGGUGAUAUGUUUGAUUCUAUGCCUGAGCAAAGCCCUACCACAGAAUCCAAAGCUGCUACCACUCCUAGCGUAGACCUUUUUGGUUCAGACCUCCCUGCUGUUUCACGCGGCCCCUCUCCUUUGCCCGAGCCGGCUCCGGUUGGAGACAUCGUGACUGACUCAUUUACAUCUCCUGCUGCUGCUGUAGCUCCCAUCCCAGAGGCCCCCUCUCCACCCAAAGCAGAGCCGGAACCUGUCAUUGACCUGCUGGACUCCUUCGGAGGUUCUGUGGAGGAGACGCAGAGCUCUGCUCCUGGAGGGCCUGGGGACGAUCUGCUGGGAGGCCUGAUGUCCCCCACCCUGGCUCCCACUGCUGCCCCAGCUCUAGUUCCAGCCUUUGCUCCGGUGCAAAACAACCUCCUGGAGUCGGGCUUUGACGCUCUGGGCUCCCUUACCUCUCCAGCACCGCCUGUACCUGCUGCAGUACCGAUAGUACCAUCUAUACCAGAACCUGCAACCACCACACCGGCGCCCUCUGGUGGCUUUGAUGCUUCAAUGUUUGAUGGAUUAGGCGACUUGCUGAUGCCCGCCAUAACGCCCCAGAGUACCGGGGGCAGCACUGCUGGAAGCGCAGCAGGAAGCAUGGGAACUCCCGUCGCAGCGGGAGGCAUUGCAGCCGCCACCCCACCUCCUACCAAAACCGUAGGGGGAGACCUGGACUCGUCACUGGCCAACCUGAUUGGAGACCUUGGAGUAAAGAAAAAGGACCCACAGAGUGAGAAGAAGCUGACAGGAGGCGCCAACUGGAUGCCACAUGUAGUUCCCACAAGCUGGGCUACACCAGGAGCCCCCAUGGCUGGUGCCGCCCCCGGAGCUCCUGGGGCACCCGGAGCAGCCAUGGUGCCACCAAUGAGCGCACAGCCUGGCUUUGGCAUGCCUCCUGCAGGAGGGCCUGGAGCUCCCUUGAUGCAGCCCCUAAUGGGGCAGCCUAUGAUGGGACAGCCCAUGAUGAGACCUCCCUUCACUGGGGUGGCUGGAGCCGCUGCACCAGGAGCACCGAUUCCUCCGGGACCUGCAAGCCAGAGCCCCAAGAAGCCCAAGGACCCUUUGGCAGAACUCGACCUCAAAGACUUCUUAUAACGCCCCAGGUGGGAGCUCACAACGCUGCUUUCUUCUCUGGAGCAGGGCCCUCGCACCUUUUACUUGGUGUCUGUCAACAUCUCAGGAUGUUCAGCUUAUUCAACCCAAUAAGAGCCUCUUAUCUCCACCCGCCCAUCAACACCCCACCCGUCUCCUGUGUGAUGUCGUAGCACAAACUGUGAAAGUGAACCAUAGCGGAUUAUAUAUAUACAGUAUAUAUAUAUAUAUAUGAGAAGAAAAAUAAGUGUGUGUGCUUAUGUAGAUGUACUAACUUUUUGUCUAAACAAAAUGACUCAAAACCCCGAGAAAAAAAAGUCCACAACAGUUAAGUGAAAGAAAGUGAAGGCAUAUGUGUUUAGAUUUCUUUCUAGUGUCGAGUUGAAUGAUGGAUGUGCUUUGGUGUCCUAAGCCCCACCCACCACCCUGUAUUUGUCCCCGCCUCCUCAUAAAGGGGGAGGAGCUCUUCUUUGUCCCACUCUGAUUGGAUGAGAGUGGUAAACGAAGCCCCGGUAGAUUUUUGGAGAAACAUGUUGUGUGUUGGUUUACAGAAAAGGUCCUCGUUGAUGUAUAUAGAUUUCUGUGGCGAGGAUUACGUCUCUAUUCUGUAUGUCUGUUGAAGAGAAAUAUAAAUGUGAAUCUGACAUGAAAUUGUAAGAAGUCGUGUGAGUAUCCUUCUAUUUCCCGUCAUCUUUUGAAAGUAUUUGGAAACAAAUAUGAAUAUCGUUACAUGAUUAAUAUACUGUAUAUUUAAGAAACUUCCAUGAGCUUCUGAAUCAUACCAGGUCACCAAGUGAUCCUUUUUUCUUUGUUUCUUUUUUUACUUGUGGCUUUUUUUCUAUGUUUCUUUAUUCGUCUUUCUGUCCAAUGUUAUUCAUAUGUUCCGUUUCUGUUAAUAAUCCUCCAGAAUGCAUGUCGAUAUUUGCUGGCAUUGCUAUCAAAAAACAUAUCUUACGACGAUCUUUAGAUAUUCGUCAGAGAGGUCAACUGAAACUGUUCCUUUUACAAUAACUGUACCUGUUUCUACCUGCGGUUUGACACUACACAUGUGGGUAUGUCUGUUGCCUGUGCUUUCAUUGUAACUAUGGUUACGACCAGGUCAGUAUGAUUAUUUUGUAUUUAGAGUAAGAUAUUAACAUUGCCAUACCAAACUCGUGAACCAAAAUGUUCAGACAGAUCAAAUCAAUACAAAAGAUUUCAAAGAAUAGCAGACAAUCAACAUGGUGAAAGGACUUUAGUGGUUUUGCUUACUUUUCACUUAAGUCAGAUACAGGCACAUAUUAAAGGUACCCUAUCGAGUUUUUUUUCCUAAACAAAGUUCUGUUUGUUUCUCACCAAAAAAAGCAUUGGGUGUCUACUUGAGGCUUUACAAAUGCGAUAAAUUAAUUUACUUCCAACUAAAAAAUGACAUUCCUGCACACACUCCUGUCACCUCUGCAAUAUUCCUUUUUAUUUGAGAAAUGGAUCUUUGGGGGAAUAAAAUCCCUGCACAAUGAAGGAGACAAAGCGAGUGGUGUGCGUGUUGCUUUGUACUCAUUUCGAAUGAAUUUGAAAAGCGGAUGAAACCUACGUUGUUUACAUACAAUACGGGGUGCUGCUCAUCAAUACGUUGCUUCAUAGUGCUACUAGUCAAAAACUCCACAGGGUUCCUUUAAGUUCCAUGUUACUUACCUGUGCCACACACUGCUGUUAGACAAAAUGGGCCAAGUGACAGUGUGUAUGUCUGCACUGCUGCUUUGACAAUAUUAUAAUUACGAUGCACAAUGAUAUUUGACAAAGGAAAAUCUCAUUUGAUUGCUGUCUGAACAUAACUUGUUCAAGUUGUUUAUUUGAUCAGUGCUGGAUGCCACUGUCCGUCUAGGCAUGAUCUGGUUCCCAAAAGCAUCUUAACACAAAACUCCUCGGUUCCCGCAGACUUACAAUGGAAUGAACAUGUUGAUAAUAUGCAUUUGGACAGCUGUGUAACACCAGAGGCCCCCAGUCCUUUGCUGUAAAUCAGACUAAUGUAAAGUGUACUGUGUGUGUUAUCUUUUUCAGUGGACUGAAUAAGCAAUUGGUUGUGAGAAUCUGAUAUGAUUCAGAGAAAACAAUGGGAGAUUAUUAACUUUUUUUCAUUACUGAAUAAUUGAAAUUGUAUUUUUGUUUAGUUGUAAAUUUAUUUUAUUUACGAUGGCCCUCCCCAGUGCAUGUAAGUCCUUUGAGGUGCAAUAAAUUCAAUGACGGAUUGAACUGCC